Molecule: messenger RNA, 565 nt
Organism: Meleagris gallopavo (turkey)
Lineage: Eukaryota; Metazoa; Chordata; Aves; Galliformes; Phasianidae
Source: RefSeq, a predicted model, not a curated record
UCUGUGAUUCUGUGAUUCAGUUCACAGCAAUGAUGUCCCUCGAUAUAUCCGACAGCUCUCAGAUCUAUGCUGCAUUCCUGGUGUACCUGGACCUCCUGGAAGGGAGAAGCUGGCAUGAAGUGAAGCAUGUUGGAUUGGCAGAACUGCAGCUCGUAUGUUUACAUGCCCGUGAAAGAGAACAGGGAGAUCUCCAAGUGAUGGUACCGAUACCUGCGGAUGUAUUAGUGAGCCAUGAGAGUUGCACCAGUGUCUGCUUCUCCCUCCCUGGAAGUGGCAAGCCUUGGAUGUCAGCUUCCUGCAGCACCCAGCUCCUUCUGUUGAACACUUUGGAUUGUUUAGAAGUUGCCUUUGUUGUUGGAGGUAAUAGUGGAUAUCAAAGCGUGUGCUGGAGAGACAAGGUCAGAAUACGAGACCUUCACAGCUUAUGUUUUGAACAUUCUUGUGCUGCAUGUUUGUAGUCUGGGAAAUCUGACAAUACCUUAAGUCACUGGGCUUUCAAGAACCAAAGAGAAACAUAAAUCCCUCUGAACCUCUCUGAAUAAACUUUUUAAUUGCUGAAUCUCAA